Molecule: messenger RNA, 1996 nt
Organism: Lotus japonicus
Lineage: Eukaryota; Viridiplantae; Streptophyta; Magnoliopsida; Fabales; Fabaceae
Product: berberine bridge enzyme-like D-2
Exons: 1
Coding region: 234-1892 (552 amino acids)
Molecular function (GO): FAD binding; oxidoreductase activity
Source: RefSeq, a predicted model, not a curated record
UUAUUCUCACUGAUUUUGUUCCUUAUUAAAAUGUUUAUUGCGUUUCAAUUAUUGAUUCCAUGACAGUGUUCAAGUAUCAACCUACCAACUCCAAUUUCAAAAAUGCUUAAGUUCAGGAACAUGUGGUAGACGAAUAGUUGCUACAUUUCUCCAUCAAUUUCAACUUCUCCUCUAACAAUUAUAGACCAUUCCACCUUUUUCCUCAUCCUCACAUUCACAAGUAAGUUUAAGCCAUGUUCAACUUCCUCAAUAGAUUGUGCCUUGUAUGUUUUUGUCUCCUUUUGUUAUGCUUUGAUGUUUCUCUGUGUUUAUCUGAUUCACUAAGAGACUUCACUUCUUGUGUGCAUAGUCACAAAAUCAAAAACUUUACUACCUUCCCUUACAAUGAACAUGACAAAUCCUCAGUUAAUAAUUACUACCAAAUUCUCAAUUUUUCACUUCAAAACUUAAGGUAUGCAGAGCCUAAGAUUCCUAAGCCAAUAGCCAUUGUCCUCCCAGAGAGUUUGGACCAGCUGCAAAAAAGUGUAGCAUGUUCUAGAGAAGCCUCCCUAGAGAUCAGGGUAAGAGGUGGUGGCCAUAGCUAUGAAGGAACUUCCUCUGUUGCUGAUGAAGGGACCCUUUUUGUCAUCAUUGACAUGAUGAACUUAAACCACGUUUCGGUGGACAUGGAGACUGAGACAGCAUGGGUUGAAGGAGGUGCAACACUGGGAGAGACUUACUAUGCAAUCUCUCAAGCAAGUAGUGUGCAUGGAUUCUCAGCAGGGUCAAGUCCAACUGUUGGAGUUGGAGGGCACAUUGGUGGUGGUGGAGUUGGUUUGAUGUCAAGAAAAUAUGGUCUUGCGGCAGAUAAUGUGGUGGAUGCCCUUCUUGUUGAUGCCAAUGGACAAUUGUUAGACAAAGAAACCAUGGGAGAGGAUGUGUUUUGGGCUAUUAGAGGAGGAGGGGGUGGUCUCUGGGGGAUUGUCUAUGCUUGGAAAAUCAAAAUGUUGAAAGUGCCACAAGUUGUAACCAGUUUCAUUGUGUCUAGAACAGGCACAAAGAGUAAUGUAGCAAAGCUUGUGCACAAAUGGCAAUAUGUGGCACCCAACUUGGAAGAUGAGUUCUACUUGUCAUGCUUUGUUGGUGCUGGUCUGCCAGGAGCUAAAACUAUAGGCUUAUCAGCAUCAUUCAAUGGGUUAUAUCUUGGUUCUAGGGACAGUGCCAUAUCCAUCCUGAACCAUGCUUUUCCAGAAUUGGGUGUUGUGGAAGAAGAAUGCAGAGAACUGAGUUGGAUUGAGUCAAUGAUUUUCUUCUCUGGCUUAGGUGAUGGAGCCUUGGUUCCUGACUUGAAGAACAGGUAUCUGCAAAAUAAACCUUUUUUGAAGUCCAAAUCAGAUUUUGUGAGGAACCAUGUCCCUCUUGUAGGCAUAGGAACUGCACUGGACAUCCUUGAAAAGGAGCCUAGAGGGUUUGUUCUUUUGGAACCUUAUGGUGGGGGGAUGGAUAGUAUAUGCAGUGAGUCCAUUGCUUUUCCACACAGAUCAGGAAACCUUUUUUCAAUUCUGUAUAUGAUCGAUUGGAAUGAAGCUGACAAUGACAAAAGCAGUGAUUACAUUGAUUGGAUAAGAGGAUUAUAUGCUUCUAUGACUCCUUUUGUUUCAUCAGGUCCAAGGGCUGCAUAUGUUAAUUACAUGGAUUUUGACCUUGGAGUGAUGGAGAAGAUUAGCAAUGUUGCUAGUCCAAGAGAUGCAGUUGAUAAAGCUAAGGUUUGGGGUGAAAAGUACUUUUUGAGUAAUUACUACAGAUUGGUGAGGGCCAAGACUCAGAUUGAUCCUAGCAAUGUUUUCACCAAUGAACAAGGCAUUCCUCCUAUGCCGUUUACCAGUUCCAAUGCCAAACCUCAGUGUACAUGAAUGAAUGAUGCUACAUUUGUAAAAGAGUCUACCUUGUUCAUUUGAAUAAUGUGAUAUCACUGGUUAUGUUAUGUGCAUCUAUAAGAAAAAUGCAUUUCAUUUUA